UAAUAAUCCUUUCAAGUUUUCAUGCCUAUUUGUAUUCAAAUACGGUAUAUGAAAGCGAACAAUAUGAUUCAUCUGCUGUCAUAACUUGGUCGACCGAGAAAAACUUUUAUACCCCGCCGGCAAAAAGUUGCAUAAGUUUCAACAAUUUUGAAGAUCGAUCAGUUGCAUGAACAUUUCGACUCCACUUAACAUGCCUGCCAGCAUAAGCUCUGAAACCCCCACCGAUGAAGCAAUUGCCAUUGAGCCAGUACAAAUUACCAGAGAGGAUAUUAUUCGGUGUCGAUUCUCUUCUUGGUACGGCCGAUUUCGAGAUGCCACAUUCAAAUCUCGUGUGAUACCGUUGCCGAAGGAAUUCAUUGACUAUUUGAACGCAGAUGGCAUAUAUCUUCCCGACGAAGGGCAAGCGCAAGCAGCUCGACUGAUGGAACAAGACAGCGAUGAUGAGGACGCUUUAGACGACUUUGACACAGAUGGAAACGAAACGGAGGAGCAAAGCAAUGCUCCAUCUUUUCCGGAAGUUGAGGAUGCUAUUCGAGAUGCUGUGGCAGAGUACGAAGGUGCAAUCUUCCCAAAGCUCAAUUGGAGUUCGCCAAGGGACGCAGCAUGGAUUACCGCAACGCAAUCUUUAAAGUGCACCAAUGCAUUCGACAUUUACUUGCUAUUGAAAUCUUCUGACUUUAUCAAUUAUGACUUAAGCCAUGCAUACGAUGAAUGCACCGACGGGCAACAUUACGAUUCAGACCAGAGCUACGAACUUGUACUCAGGAAAUGGUAUGACUUACACCCAUCAAUGGAAUUUCGAUGCUUCGUACGAAAUCGUGAAAUCAUUGGCAUUUCACAACGGGACAUCAAUUACUAUGAGUUCUUAGCCGACAUGAAAGAUGAACUGGAAACCACGAUACAUGAAUUUUUCGAAGACCGGGUUCGAGACCAGUUCGAGAGUGAUAAUUAUGUCUUUGAUGUAUACGUAUUGCAAAAUCGACGAACGGUAAAGCUUGUUGAUUUCAAUCCGUUUUCACCAACAACUGACGGCCUUUUGUACGAGUGGGCAGAGUUAUAUCAAAUUUCACCAGACGAUAACAACGCAGAUAUUCGAAUCAUUACUUCCCAAGUUGAGGCCAACAUGAGAGCACGGUGCGCCCCAUCAUUUUCAGCGAACAUGGUUCCCAAAGACGUUGUCGAUUUGUCCAAUGGACAAACUAUAGCCCAGUUUGCAGAGGAUUUCCACAAAGCCAUGGCAGGACAGAAGGUCGAGGACUCAAGUGACGAGGAUGACGAGCCAUUUGUACAGAAAUAAUGGACCCAUAGACACACACACAACACACGCACGCAAUAUCUAUAAGCUAUAAAUUUUUCUUUCAUAUUUUUUUUGGAGCAUUUUGAUUGAUUGGAUAGUCGCAACUUUGUGAUGGGAGGGGGAACAUCGGGAAGAGGGGCGGGGAAGAAGGUGGGAUAAAAGGUUUACGAAUUCAAUAAGAGUUUCGGAGAAACAUGCGGAUACCAUUCAGCAGGUAAACAAAAGGAGUGUGUUCAAAUUGCCAAUAAAAAAAGAAAGAUGGUGUCUUCGCAGGA
Umbelopsis ramanniana AG is the source of this 1572-nucleotide messenger RNA. RefSeq lists its product as uncharacterized. The record is from RefSeq and is a predicted model, not a curated record. NCBI's taxonomy places the organism in Eukaryota, Fungi, Mucoromycota, Umbelopsidomycetes, Umbelopsidales, Umbelopsidaceae. The transcript has 7 exons. The coding region runs from base 167 to 1297 and encodes 376 amino acids. Gene Ontology annotation, cellular component: cytoplasm.